AUGAAGUCUGCUCUCAUCCUCGGCUUGGUGGGCACUGCCCUUGGUGCCGCAAUCCCAGACGACGUUCCAACUCGGACUUUGGUGCUCCCAGGCUUCCCAAACGGUGGCAAUCCAUUCCCAACCCGCGACGCAAAUGAGAAGCGUGGUGAUAUCGAGCUUGGCGGUCCUACUCCUGACCCAGAUAAGGUCCAGAUUGUUGGCGUCACCUAUGGCGGUACUGGCUGCCCUUCCAACACCGUCAGCCACGUCCUCUCCGAUGACCGACAAGUUAUGACUCUCAUCUUCGAUGAAUAUGUUGCGUCCAUUGGCCCUGAGGUUCCCAUCACCCAGAACCGUAAGAACUGCCAGCUCAACAUCAACCUUCGCUACCCAGGUGGUUUCCAAUUCUCGAUUUUCUCCGCCGAUUACCGUGGAUAUGCCAACCUUGAGAAGGGCAUCACGGGUACCCAGAAGAGUACCUACUACUUCUCCGGCCAGACUCAACAGACCAAUACCCAGACCCAGUGGAAGGGUCCAUUCAGCGGCGACUUCCUCCUGCACGAUGAGGCCGAGAACACCUCCACCGUGUGGUCUCCUUGCGGUGCUAACGGCGCUCUUAACAUCAACUCCCAGAUCCGCCUGACCAGCUCUGACCGCAAUGCUCAGGGUAUCAUGACCAACGACUCCCUUGACGCCAGCUUCAAGCAAAUUGUCCACUUCCGCUGGAGAGAGUGCACCGAAUAAGCUAACUCAACGGAACGGGGAAUCAACCGAUGUUCCUCCGCGCUCGUGGCUAGUUGAGCUUAUUUUUAGUUGAGAUUGCCUUGAUAGAGAAGAUGUUAACGGAGAGUGUAUCGUCGGCUGAUGAGUGACGGUGAUAAGGACGUGACUGAUUUCCUGCGGUGAUCUCCUUUUCCUUUUGUAACUUAUCUUUCGAUGUAUCUACUCUAUGUACCCCAUAUCAGGUAUGCCGGUCACCAUUCCUGUGAUUACCGCAUACCAGUUCAAUUCUCAGUACAUAUUCGAAACACCCA
Messenger RNA from Coccidioides posadasii C735 delta SOWgp, 1013 nucleotides. RefSeq lists its product as uncharacterized. Lineage: Eukaryota; Fungi; Ascomycota; Eurotiomycetes; Onygenales; Onygenaceae. The record is from RefSeq and is a predicted model, not a curated record.